This is a messenger RNA of Daucus carota subsp. sativus, 3291 nucleotides long. RefSeq lists its product as uncharacterized. Gene Ontology annotation, biological process: regulation of translational fidelity. NCBI's taxonomy places the organism in Eukaryota, Viridiplantae, Streptophyta, Magnoliopsida, Apiales, Apiaceae. Bases 746 to 1384 code for a protein of 212 amino acids. Gene Ontology annotation, cellular component: cytoplasm. The transcript is spliced from 7 exons. Gene Ontology annotation, molecular function: double-stranded RNA binding; tRNA binding; nucleotidyltransferase activity. The record is from RefSeq and is a predicted model, not a curated record.
UAACCUCCGUGCCCCUUCCCAUACGUAUACUAAUCACUGGGACGGAGGGAGUAAGUUUUUAAUGCUGUAAUUCUGAAUCGGCCGGCCUGAAGCAAGAGCUGGUAGACCUCGAUUCUCCCUCGAGUCUACAAGUCCGUUACGGUCCCGAAAAAUCAUACAGAAUCUGUUAGGGCUUAUUGUUAUAUACACUAUUGAACUCACGUCUCCUCUCUAGGGUUACAAACACACAAUAGCGCUUCAAGUUUGAGUUAUAACGCGAUUAACUUGCUUCCAGUAGGAAAGUUCACUGCCUUUACUCUCACCAUGAUUCCAAUUCGUAAAUGUAGCUGAUUCUUGAACUUGAUUUUUUUUUAUUUUUUUUUGUUUUUUCCCGUAAGUAACUGGAUAUUCAUAACCGCGCCUCUAAUUACGUUUUCGGCGUGUUCUCCUAAAAUCACAAAGUGUUAGAAAAACGUCUCAGCACCGUACCUCUAAUGUGGGAGUGCUGGGGCUUAUAUGUGGACUCUAUCAUGGAGAGCCAGGGAAUCAUUGUCAAAUUGCCAUGGAUAUCGAAUUUUGACAGUGAUUUCCUGGUUCUAAUUUGACUUGCAUUCAUAACUAAAGCAAAUUUCCUGUUCGCUCAUGCAGCGGACUCCUUCCUUGUCGUCCAGGUGUCGUGGAAUGCUUACAGGACUGUAUAAGGUUUGCAUUACUGAGAAAGUGGUGAGUUGAUAGAGGAUUGAGGGAGAGGGACCAUCGAAGGAAGAUGGCUUGGGAAUGUGGAGCAAUUGCAGGAUCGCUUAGGCCGGGUUUGGUGCAUCCUAUUACUGUUACUGAAGAACUUACCAAAGAAGCAGUUAUAGCCCUCAAAGCUGGCAAGGUCAUAGCUGUUCCUACAGAUACUCUCUAUGGAUUUGCUUGUGAUGCUUGUUCUUUGGGAGCUGUAAAUAGGAUAUAUGAAAUUAAAGGGCAUCAAUAUACAAGUCCACUUGCAAUCUGUGUCGCAGAUGUACAGGACAUAGGGAAGCUUGCAGUAACGGAUCAUCUGCCCCACUGCUUGCUUGAUAAUUUACUUCCAGGACCUGUAACUGUGGUGUUAAACCGAGGAAAUUUAAGUAUUUUGGAGAAGUCACUGAAUCCUGGAUUAAAUAGCAUAGGAGUUCGAGUGCCUGACAGUGAUUUUAUUUGGUCAAUUGUUCGGGUUUCUGGUAGUGCACUUGCAUUGACUAGCGCAAAUCUUAGUGGGAAGCCAAGCAGUGUUGACAUAAAAGACUUCGAGAAACUGUGGGAACAUUGUGCAUAUGUAUAUGAUGGUGGGGUGCUUCUAUCUGGCCGUGCUGGUUCAACAGUUGUGGACCUUACUAGCAUAGGAAAGUACAAGAUUCUCAGGCCUGGAAGAUGCUAAUAGGACUGUGCUAUCGAGCCAAGUUGACCACUUUGCUAAAGUGCUGCAGUAGAAACUAUGGAGGUCUUGCAGAGACACUCGCUAGUGGAGGACCGAAUUGCUACCUAAUUAAAGAACUGCUGCCAUUGAUACUAACUUACGAUAUGACUUCACUUAAGGGUUGUCUACUAAUCCUUGAACCAGGGUAAUGAGGCCACUUCUGUCUUCUGCUACCAGAGCACCAUUUCUGAUGGUUAGACUUGUGAUCUCUGGAUUUCUUGAAUUUGCUGUAAUCUCUGUAUCUCUUUGAUUCGACUUGAGAUUGUCGGGUCAAGUCUUUGGUUCUGUGGAUUUUCUGCAUAUGCGACAUAAUAUGCUAAAAUGCAAGCCUGUUGCCAUGCCAUUGACACCCGAGUCUGCAAGACAGGAAAAAAAAAAAAAUUAGUUGUCUGAAAAUAGAUGCUGGUCAUUUCCAGUGCUGUGUAACCUCUUACCAUAAAGUAUCCUAUCAAGAAGGCAUAGAUUGACACUUCUGUGGCAUAACUCUUGUGAAUCAAAAGUGACCAUGUGCCACCUACUAAAGUGCUAGCUGAUCCUCCUGCCAUUCCACAGAGGAAGCAAAAUGAGCUGGUCAGAUCAGAUUCAAUGACUGGUUCCAGCCCACCUCUUCCUAACAAUUCCCAUGUAUCUCUUGAGGCUUGGCCGAAAUUUUUCCCGUAAACUCCCACCUGGACGAAUCCCCAUCGGUUCCCAUGGGCAACAAGCCGGGAAGCUACUCCAGCAUAGCAAUUAGCACAUGAGAACAAGAACUCAUCUGUAUCCCCUGAAAUCAAACUUAUGGCUCUAGCUGAACCUCUUACAACACUCAGAACGGGUAGAAGGGCUGAGCCGAUACAGAUAGUUCCCAUUAAAUGACCGAGUGUUUCAUACAACGCGUCCUUUGUAUUAACAUCCAUUCCAACUGCGAAUUGCAUGUACUUGAUCCGAGAGAGCGUGACUAGAAUGGUGUUCUUGAUUAUAUGCAGAGUCCAUGUCAAACUCAACAAGAUGAGGAAAAUGAAUAGCUUAUCUAAGGCACUUCUGGUGGCGGAGGCUCCUCCAAUCCCAGCAACCAAGAAACACGAAUAGAGAGUACUAGCUAGAAUUGCUAGAAAUCGCAGCACAGAUGUAUUAGCUGGACUGAAUGCAGUGGCUGUAGACAACACUCUGCAUGAAUAGUCUAAUCUGGGAUUGACCCAGCAAGAGUAAAUUGAUUGUAUUACUGCUGAAACUAUGGCCAGAGCUCCUGCUGCUAGACUUCCAGGGGAGCCGAUAGCAACAAACAGGAUCCCCGCAGCACACGUCAAUAAAGGGCUAAUCCAGAAAGCUGCUCUCAUAGUUCUUGAAGGGUUGUAGCUGCUCAUCAAUUGCCAAGACAAACUAACUACUCCAGCACAUGCUACAGACCCAAGAAUUGGCGGAUACCAUUGUUGUGGCCGGAAAUGGUGGCUAUGUGCAGAGACGAGGCCUCGGAUCGUGAGAAAAAUCACCAGGACUAUAAUCAGGAGAAACUGCAGGAAGAACAGAUUCUGAAAAAGCUUCCGAAGAAAGUUCCCAGGUGGCCUCAUCUCGAAUUGGCUGACAUUGGAAUCUCGUACCUGCAUUUUGCUUCAAAAGAUUGAGCAGAAACCAAAAAAUUUCGAUAAAAAGAGAAGACUGUUUGAUGAAUGAUCAGCCUUUUCUGGGUUUUGUAGUUGUAGCUGCUUGGACUUGAAGUUCCUUAAUUGCUGCCAUGCUGACAGAUAGUGACAGGUAUGCAGUUUAUUCAAUCAUAUCUGCAGCUUACAAUUCAACCAUAUAAACAGACAAUAUAUAAUUAUUGUUCGUCCACUUUCUAGGUGGCUACGGUUCACAAUACUAAAAUCAUCAACAUCUUCGAAGUCAUAUUA